Molecule: messenger RNA, 1161 nt
Organism: Penicillium argentinense
Lineage: Eukaryota; Fungi; Ascomycota; Eurotiomycetes; Eurotiales; Aspergillaceae
Product: NAD(P)/FAD-dependent oxidoreductase
Exons: 1
Coding region: 1-1161 (386 amino acids)
Cellular component (GO): cytoplasm
Molecular function (GO): flavin adenine dinucleotide binding; electron-transferring-flavoprotein dehydrogenase activity
Source: RefSeq, a predicted model, not a curated record
AUGGCUCCCACUACUAUUGCCGUUAUCGGCGCCUCUUACACUGGCCUGCAUGUGGCUCACUCGCUGCUAAACGGGUCUGUCCCCAACGUCAAGGUGGUUCUCAUCAACCCAUCGACUUCUUUCUACUGGAACAUUGCUGCACCUCGCAUCGUCGCCAAGCCAAAGGCCUUCCCAUCCAACCAGUACCUGCUUCCUAUCAAAGAAGCCUUUGCCAAGUAUUCAAGUGAUUCAUUCGAAUUCAUUGCCGGCACUGCGACCGGCAUCGACACCGCUUCCAAGUCCGUGGCCGUGACCCCCAAUGCCGGCGACGCCAGAACGGUUACAUACGAUUACCUUGUCAUCGCCUCCGGAAGCACUACGGCUGCAUCGAAUGGCUCUGUCACUGGCUCUUUGAUCCCUUUCAAGCCGUCCAAUCACGAUGAUAUUCAGGAUGUCAUCGAGGCGUCCCAGCAACAGAUCUCUGGCGCCAAGGAGAUCGUUAUUGGUGGUGCGGGACCCAUCGGUGUCGAAGUAGCCGGUGAGAUCGCGGAGGCAGCUGAGCAGAGAGGCAACAAUAUUUCCAUCACUUUGGUAUCCGCGACAGAUCGCGUGCUCUCGAUGCUCAAGCCAUCUGCCAGCGCCAAUGCCGAAAAGCUGCUGAGGCAGAAGAAGAUCAAGGUUCUCAACUCAACCCGUGUGAGCGGUGUUGAGGUGUCUGGUGAGGGUAGCUCCAAGGCCUGGACUGUUUCUCUUAGCAACGGCGAGAAGAUCUCCGCCGAUCUCUACAUCCCUACGACAGGCGCUCUGCCCAACAACAGCUUCAUCCCCGCGGAUCUGCUCGACCAGGAUGGCUGGGUUAAGGUUGACAAGGAGUUGCGCGUCUCGUCUGUUGAGGGCAUCUAUGCUGCCGGCGACAUCACCAACAACUCCAUGCGCCUGUCAUUCAAGGCAAUGGAGCAGGCCAAGAUUGCAUCCAACAACCUCAAGGUCGACAUUACAGGCAAGGGCGACCGCAAGUCGUAUGACCAAGGCGAGAACGUCAUGAUGGUGGUGCCUGUGGGUGAAUCCGGUGGCACUGGACAGGUGUUUGGCAUGGUUCCCUUCAGCUUCAUGGUCAAGAUGAUCAAGGGCCGGGACUACUUCAUCUCGAAGGCAUCUGGUGCGUUGGCCGGCACGGCCUAA